Cololabis saira (Pacific saury) is the source of this 3941-nucleotide messenger RNA. It is a transcript of the gene dnajc6, whose product is annotated as DnaJ (Hsp40) homolog, subfamily C, member 6. Lineage: Eukaryota; Metazoa; Chordata; Actinopteri; Beloniformes; Belonidae. Bases 393 to 3359 code for a protein of 988 amino acids. The transcript has 20 exons. Gene Ontology annotation, biological process: synaptic vesicle uncoating; clathrin-dependent endocytosis. Gene Ontology annotation, molecular function: clathrin binding. Gene Ontology annotation, cellular component: postsynaptic density; vesicle; cytoplasm. The record is from RefSeq and is a predicted model, not a curated record.
AUGGGAGGAUGGAUAUAUAGAUAUCUAGCUAGAUAGAUAGCUCAAUAGAUAAAGAGAUAGAAAGAUAGAUAGAGAGAGAGAUAGACAGGGGGGAAGAGAGAGAGAUAGACAGAGAGAGAAAGAGGGGGAGGGAGGGAGGAUAGAGAGAGAGAGAGCACGGACAAGCCGGCAGUAUUUUCUGCGCUCAGAAAACAGAGGAGAGCGGUCGUCCUCCCCUCCACGGACAUGUGGUGCACCCAGCAGCAGCAGCAGCAGCAGCAGCAGCAGCAGGGGCAGAAAAAACCGAGAAAGACGCAAGAAGCGGCGCAGGCGGCGGCAGCGUCUGGGGCGACGGCGCGGCGCAGCCCGCUAUUCCUUUCCGUCUUUUAAUUCCUCUUUUGUGUCCUUCGGUAAUGAGCUUGCUGGGGGCCUACAAGAAGAAGACCAGUUACGAUGGCUAUGAAUGUUUGCAGUUGGUCGAUAGCGGCGGAGACAGCAGCUUCAGCACCGGCAGGGGCAGCAGCAGCGGCGGCUCCUCAGCGGCCAGCCCCGGACCCGCAGGCCCGCCGAGAGGGGACGCAGCCUGCAGCACCAUGGACAGCUCAGAUAUGGAUGCCGGCUAUGGUGGAGGCCUGUUGGAUAUGGUGAAGGGAGGAGCUGGGAAGUUCUUCAGUAAUUUCAAGGACAACUUGAAAGACACGCUGAAGGACACGUCCACAAAGGUCAUGCAUCAAGUCGCCACGUACACCAAAGGAGAGCUGGACAUUGCUUACAUCACAUCGAGGAUUAUAGUCAUGACGUAUCCAGCCGAGUCGGUGCAGAUCGGCUACCAGAACCACAUGGAGGACAUCCGCUCCUUCCUCGACAGUCGCCAUGCCGACCACUACACCGUCUUCAACCUGUCCCAGCGCAACUACCGGGGCGCCAAAUUCUCCAACAGAGUCUCGGAGUGUAACUGGCCCUCGCGCCAGGCUCCCAGCCUCCACAACCUGUUUGCUGUGUGUAAGAACAUGCACAACUGGCUCAAACAGAAUCCCAAGAAUGUGUGUGUCAUCACCUGCUCGGAUGGUCGGGCUCCCUCCGGUGUUUUGGUCUGUGCCAUGUUCUGCUUCUGCCAUCUCUUCAACAACCCAAUUCCUGCCAUGCAGUUGCUCAGCGCCAAGAGGCCGGGGUCGGGCCUCUGGCCUUCACACCACAGGUACAUAGGUUAUGUGUGCAGCAUGGUGUCGGAGAAGCCCAGCCUCCCCCACUCUAAGCCCCUGGUGAUCAAAGCCCUCACCAUGAGUCCAGUCCCCUGUUUCAACAAGCAGCGCAGCGGCUGUCGGCCCUUCUGUGAUGUCCUCAUAGGAGAAACCAAGAUCUUCACCACAGCGCAGGAGUACGAGAGGAUGAGAGAGCACAGAGUCCAGGAGGGGAAGGUGGUUUUCCCUCUGGGUGUGAGUGUCCAAGGAGAUGUCGUGGUUUCUGUUUACCACAUGAGGUCGACGAUUGGAGGUCGUCUGCAGGCCAAGGUGUCCAACACCCAGAUCUUCCAGAUUCAGUUUCACACGGGCUUCAUAGCUCCUGGAAGCACCACGUUGAAGUUUAACAAGCCGGAGCUCGAUGCCUGCGACUCCCCCGAGAAGUAUCCCCAGCUGUUCCACGUCAUGCUGGAGGUGGAGGUGGAAGGCGUGGACAAGCAGAAAGACCUGACUCCACCAUGGGAGCAGUUCCCCUGCAAAGACCUGAGUCCAAAUGUGCUCUUCUCCUGCCAUCAGGAGCACCAGGACGCCCUGGCUAUUGCAGAUGAGAUGGAGGGCUUGGAUCUGGAGGAGCCGAGCAGGCCGCACGGAGGCCCGGAGGGUCGAGCCCACGGCGAGGAGAGCGAGGCCUCAGAUGAUGAGAUGCUCUCGCUGUCCAGCCAGAGAAGCAGCAUCAGCGCCGCCCCGCAGAAACCCGAGCCGCCGGCUCCUCGGCCUGGCACCGCCGCUGCACCGGCCGAGGAGGUGGAUCUCCUCGGCCUGGAUAUGGACGUCAACCGCCCCCCGGCUCAGCCCCCGGCUUCAGCAGCCGCCACCACUGACCUCUUAGGAGACUUGUUCGGGGGUCCCACGCAGACAACCAGCGGACCCUCGUCCACACAGUCUACUCCACACAAAGUAGCCCCCAACACCGGCUCACCAUGCCCUUCUCCUGCUAACCCUGCAUUCGAUCCCUUUGGGGCGGGUCCCAUGCCGAAGUCUCAGGAGAUGAUGGGUUCUUUCCUCGGACCAGGUAACUUGGGGCAGCCAGACCCUUUUCUGCAUGCUGCUCGCUCUCCAUCACCCACCCUGCAGCCCACCGGCCUGGGUCGAAGCUCCCCCGUCCCGCCGUCCCCCCCAACCGUCAACAUCCAGCAGCAAAAUGCCAUGGGAGGAUGGGACUGGAACAGACCCGCCGCCACAAACGCAGGGGCAGGGGCAGGGUUUGGUGUGGGCAGUCGCUCGGCCACUACCAGUCCCACGGGCUCGGUCCACAGCACCCCCACCCACCAAACCAAGCCAAGCAGUCUGGAUCCAUUCGCCGACAUCGGCAACCUCGGUGGAAGCCUCGGAGGAGGUUCUGGCUUUUCCAGCAAGCCGAGCACCCCGACAGGAACGACCCCCUCCUUCCCACCGAUGGGCUCCCCGUCGCGGCCGCCGCCGUCCCCCCAGCACGCCGGAGGGUGGCAGCCGCACCCGGGCGCCAGCUUCCCCUCGUGGCAGCCGGGCGCUGCAGGUCCCGGGGGUUGGCAAGCCCAAGGACAGGGUCCCAGCCCGCAGCCAAAGCCCAGCCCCAGCCACGCCUCCAUGCCCCACACGUCGCCCCAGAACCGGCCCAACUACAACGUCAGCUUUUCAGCGAUGAGAGGGGGCUCUCCCAGCGCCGGGGCCAAAGCACAGGCGGGAAUGGGAUCACGGGGGCCCGUUGGAGACUAUCCCAGCUCUUCUUUAGGUUCAAAACCCAGAGCCUCAGAUGCCAACUUCGAUGAUCUGCUGUCCGGUCAGGGCUUUGCCGGCACCAAAGAGAAGAAAGGUCCCAGAACCAUUGCAGAGAUGAGGAAGGAAGAGAUGGCCAAAGAAAUGGACCCGGAGAAAAUAAAGAUUCUGGACUGGAUUGAGGGGAAGGAGCGUAAUAUCCGCGCCCUGCUGUCCACCAUGCACACCGUGCUUUGGGAGGGAGAGACACGCUGGAAACCGGUGGGCAUGGCCGACCUGGUCACCCCGGAGCAGGUCAAGAAGGUUUACCGCAAAGCCGUCCUGGUCGUUCACCCUGAUAAGGCAACAGGACAACCAUAUGAACAAUAUGCCAAGAUGAUUUUUAUGGAACUAAACGAUGCCUGGUCAGAAUUUGAUAGCCAAGGACAAAAGCCUCUGUAUUAAAAACAACACACACAAAAAAAACGACAACAAAAAAGACAGAAGUGAACAGCUCCAGCUGAUUUUUGUCACCUAUCCCUACAAGUGUCACCAUUCCCCGGUCGGCCGAUGACGUCCGUGCCCUCACCAAGGCAUCUAUCCGCCUUUUUGGUUCAUGCUUCUCUCCUCUCCCAGAAUGCCGAGCAUCGUCGUUGUAACUUGAUGUAACUGAACAAACGACUCCAGACGCACCCUCAGUAUGAAUGUGGUGCAACACCAUCCUUCUUUCGCCCCAAUUCAACACGCCAGAGGCACCAAGAAGACGAGGAAACGGACAAAGAGGGAUCGACAGACGAGAUAAGGGGAAAAAAAAACACAAGAGGUUUAAGGCACAAUGAGAAUUUCACAACAUUCAAACCAUUUGGGACGUAGAUUUAGCUUCUUUACAUAUCAGUUAUGUAACACCAAACACAGUUUUUCAUUCAGUGUAAUGCUCCUAAUGAUAUCAAACUACAGGUAGUAAUAAUACAUAUUAAAAAACAACAGCAGAAUGAAACUGUUAGCUGAUACAGAUGUGAGAGUCAAAAGGGAAAGAAAUACACAAAA